Molecule: messenger RNA, 1323 nt
Organism: Hemiscyllium ocellatum (epaulette shark)
Lineage: Eukaryota; Metazoa; Chordata; Chondrichthyes; Orectolobiformes; Hemiscylliidae
Product: ectonucleotide pyrophosphatase/phosphodiesterase family member 7-like
Exons: 4
Coding region: 1-1323 (440 amino acids)
Source: RefSeq, a predicted model, not a curated record
AUGUAUUCUAUCCUAUACGUGAGUCUUUUACUAUCAAUAACACAUAGUCUUCCUACCUUUAGGAAUGGACAGAAGAAUCAUAACAAGCUGCUACUUAUUUCCUUUGAUGGCUUUCGUUGGGAUUACGACGAAGAUGUUGAAUGCCCAAAUUUGAAAAAUUUAAUCAAAGAAGGCGUAAAAGCCAAAUAUGUUACACCCCCCUUUAUUACAAUAACCUCUCCAUCUCAUUUCACAUUGCUAACGGGUAGAUAUAUCGAGACGCAUGGUGUGAUCCACAACAUGUGGUUCAACACAACAACUGGACAAAAAGUGCAAUAUUACCAGGCGCAGAGUAUCAACAAAUAUUGGGAUGCUGGAAGUUUGCCAAUCUGGAUCACUGCUCAGCGACAGGGUUUAAAAACAGGCUCCUUUCACUUCCCUGGCACCAAACCUACCUAUGACGGAGAAGAUGCUUUCCUGAAAGUGGUAGAGCCUCCAUUUUAUGAUUACAGCAAUGAAACAGCCUGGAAAGAAAGCAUUGAUACAGUAAUGCAAUGGUUCACUUCGCAAGGUCUGGAUUUUGUUUCGCUCUACUUUGGUGAACCAGAUGGAGCUGGCCACAAACAUGGACCUGAAUCAAUACAGAGAAAAGACAUGGUGCGGCAGGUAGACAGAACAGUAGGUUACUUACUUCAGAGUAUUGAAAGUCAUGGCUUGAAAUCUAAACUCAAUGUCAUCAUCACUUCUGAUCACGGAAUGACUACUGUGCUGAAAGAACCCCAGGUUACAGAAAUUGUGCUGAAAAGAAUUGCCAACUUCUCAUUCAAAGACAAUGAUUUUGAAUUACUCGAUUAUGGACCAAAUGGCAUGUUAUUACCAAAAAAUGGAAUGACAGAAAAGGUGUAUCAAGCUCUAAAAGGUGCCCAUCCUCAUCUAAACGUUUAUAAAAAAGAGGAUUUUCCAAAAAGAUUCCACUAUUCUAACAACGAAAGAAUUCUCCCUAUUAUCAUGUACGGUGACCUUGGCUAUGUUGUUCACGGGAGAGCCAAAUUCCAGUUUAACAAAGGUGAGCAUGGUUUUGAUAAUGAGCACAUGGACAUGAAGAUGAUUUUUCGCGCAUUUGGUCCAGAUUUCAAAAAGAAUUAUUUGGCCGAGCCAUUCGAAAGUGUGAACAUUUAUCCACUAAUGUGCGAACUUCUCCACAUAAAGCCAGAACCAAACAAUGGAUCUUUGGAACUUACCAGAAGAAUGUUGAACUAUCAAGACACCAAAUGUAAGAAGCAACUACGCAAGAACAAGCUCGAUCAUAGUCUUCCGAUAAAAGAUGAUAGGACAAUGAAAUAA